Habropoda laboriosa is the source of this 2819-nucleotide messenger RNA. RefSeq names its product ubiquitin-protein ligase E3A (gene Ube3a). Bases 197 to 2791 code for a protein of 864 amino acids. The transcript is spliced from 12 exons. Gene Ontology annotation, biological process: protein polyubiquitination. Lineage: Eukaryota; Metazoa; Arthropoda; Insecta; Hymenoptera; Apidae. The record is from RefSeq and is a predicted model, not a curated record. Gene Ontology annotation, molecular function: ubiquitin protein ligase activity.
ACAGUAGUGCGUAAUACGUGGUGAAACGUAACUCGAGCAUCGUGGUGGAACCGUCGAUAAGGGAGCCCGCUGACUAAAUUUAGUGGUAGUGUGUAAGUGCUCGACGAAACUUUGAACGAGUAGAGGAAGCGGCCGUGGCGAGAUUUCCUGUUACGAACGACGAAAAGGGAGACAAAAUUUCGAAGAUUCACGGUCUAUGAGCGCCAAGGGCCAAGGGGACCCUGGGGAAGAUCACGCUUCCAGGGUAGGAGCAAAGAGCCCUUGCAGCGACAUGAAGCGUGCAGUUGCCAAGAAAUUGAUUGAACGGUAUUUUUAUCAACUAACUGAUGGAUGUGGCAAUCCUGAUUGUGACAAUAAAGACUGUGCUUCAAGUGGCAAAGUAACAAAUCUUACUCCAAAUCAAGCUGCAGCACAAGCUAUUCAAUUAUUUUCCCAAGAAGCAAGACUUUGUGAUGGCACACAACCAAGUAAAGUAGCCCGAACUACUUUAGAACCGGGUCCAGCCUCUUUAGCCAAGAGCUUACCAGUUAAGAGUGUGAAUCCGACAUGUUCGGAUGAAGGGAAACAGGAUCCAUAUCUCACAGAAGCGAAGUUAUUGGACAUAAUAGAAAGAUGUAAAGCAGAGGGGUCUUAUUCGUUAUUAAUUCGUACAUUGGGAGAAGUAUUCUCAUGUGCAAAAGCAUUAAGUCUGAGUUUUCAAAAAACUGUAAAAAAUGACUCUCCCUUGGCUGCUCUUCUUGAUAGGGCGUCAGACAGAUUAUUAAAGCCUCCCGGCGAUAUGGAUAAAGAAGCAGUUCGAUCUAUUCAAGGAGAAGACAAAGAAGAAGACAGCAGUGAACCAUCACAUACAGUUCCUAAUAAUGAUGAUACCAGUGUUGAUUUACCAGCUGUGCGAAGAGCUUUUGCUGCUCUUUGGUCUUUACCAGGAGAAGUAUUCAAAUCCGCUUUGGUUAAUGCACUAGUCACUUUGGCAGAUAAUAUUGAAAUAGAUUUGAGAGUAUUUCGCACUAUGCCAGGGGAUAAUAUGGAUAGUUUGUUAAACGUAUUCUUGAUUGUAUUUGAAAUUCCUAUGCUUGGAAACAGUGAAUAUCUCGAACUUGCUCUUCACAUGCUUUGUAAAGCGCUCAGCUGUUUUCCUAUUGUGGCACAAGCUAAACUGGCACGCGUAUGGGCUAAACAUUGUAAAUCUCGGCUCCCAAGUAUUUUACAAGCUCUACAGGAAUUAAUAACGGUCAAGGUAAUAGGAGGAUCUUUUACGCGAGAUUAUUGCGUUCAAGAUGCAGACACUAUUACUGCACCAACGAAAGUGAUGAAAAUUUUGUACUAUGCGAGUAUGUUAGCCGGUGAACUAGAUGAACCUGACUUAAAUAUGGACGAGGAAGGUGAAUCUACGAGUAAUGAUAAAUCUGGAAGAUCAACAACGACGCAAGUUCCUCAGGAUCCAUUAGCUAAAGAGCUUGGAAUUACCGCAUUGGAUGCACGAAAACCAUUGAUACCUUUCACUGACUUUUAUAACGAACCACUUAGCGAUGCGAUAGAAAUGGACAAAGAUUUUGCAUACUAUAAGAGCGAAGAACCUAUGAAAUUUAGUUUUAUGAAUUACGCUUUUAUCCUCACCCCUGCUACAAAGACACUGGGCUUGUAUUACGAUAAUCGUAUUAGAAUGUACAGUGAACGUCGAAUGAGUUUCCUACAGACGUUUGUUGGGCAACCCACUAAUCCUUAUUUAAGACUAAAGGUCAGACGAGAUCGUUUGAUAGAUGAUGCGUUAGUCGAAUUGGAAAUAGUUGCGGUGGAAAAUCCAUCUGAUCUUAAGAAGCAAUUAGUCGUUGAAUUUGAGGGUGAGCAAGGUGUGGAUGAGGGUGGAGUUUCUAAAGAAUUCUUUCAAUUGGUCGUUGAAGAAAUUUUUAAUCCUGAUUAUGGCAUGUUCACGACUCAAGAAGAUACACAAAUGACAUGGUUCAAUCCAACAUCGUUUGAAAGUGACGCACAUUUCUCGCUGAUAGGUGUUGUUCUUGGCCUAGCAAUAUACAACAACGUGAUACUUGAUGUACGUUUUUCCAUGGUGGUUUAUAGAAAAUUGCUCGGUAGGAAAGGAUGCUUCGCUGAUUUGGAAGAUUGGAGUCCUACUUUGUAUAGAACGCUGAAGGAAUUGAUGGACUAUACUGGAGAUGACAUGCCAGAGAUAUUCAUGCAAACUUUCAGAGUGGCUCACAAAGAUGUCUUUGGCUCAAUAUCUUUCUAUGAUUUGAAAGAGAAUGGUGACGAGAUAUUUGUGACGCAAGAAAAUAAGAAGGAAUUCGUAGAUCUAUAUGCGGACUUUUUACUUAACAAAUCAGUAGAAAGACAAUUUAAAGCGUUCAGAUGUGGUUUCCAGAUGGUUACGGAUGAAAGUCCACUAGCAUUGCUUUUCAGACCUGAAGAGAUCGAACAACUUGUAUGUGGAAGUAAAGUGUUUGAUUUUGCGGAAUUGGAAGCAGCUACAGAAUAUGAAGGUGGUUACACCGUUGAUAGCGAAGCAGUACAGAACUUCUGGCGCGUUGCACAUUCGUUACCACCGGAAAGUCAGCGAAGACUUCUUCAGUUUACUACUGGAAGCGACAGAGUACCAGUGGGUGGUUUGUCAAGGCUGAAAAUGGUUAUCGCUAGACACGGUCCGGAUUCUGAUAGAUUACCAAUAGCUCACACGUGCUACAACGUGUUACUGUUGCCAGACUACAGUACAUUAGAGAAGUUGCAAGAUCGUCUGUUGAAAGCGAUAAACUAUUCGAAGGGUUUCGGCAUGUUGUAAAUUUGCAUAAAAAAAGCUUUGAUAUCUC